Quercus lobata is the source of this 609-nucleotide messenger RNA. RefSeq lists its product as uncharacterized. Gene Ontology annotation, cellular component: cytoplasm; nucleus. Lineage: Eukaryota; Viridiplantae; Streptophyta; Magnoliopsida; Fagales; Fagaceae. The record is from RefSeq and is a predicted model, not a curated record. Gene Ontology annotation, molecular function: nucleic acid binding; 3'-5' exonuclease activity. The transcript has a single exon. The coding region runs from base 1 to 609 and encodes 202 amino acids.
AUGGGAAAUUAUGAAAUUAAAAUACAUGGUGAAAAGGUUAAGGUUAGUCUAGUCGACAAUACUGCUAUUGUUGGUGCUAAGAUAGAUGAGUUAAAAUCUUUGUUACAAACUCAACAAAAUCCUAUUGUUGGAUUGGACUUGAAGUUUGUAAAGACAAAAGAAAAUUCAUAUAAAGGAAAGAUUUUGGUAUUGUGUGUUGGGACUCGUUGCUUGAUAAUCCAAUUACAGGGCUGCUUGAUCUCUUUCCCUAGAACCAUUGCGCAGUUUCCGUCUGAUGAGACUUUUUGUUAUCUGGGAACCGGAAUGAGUGAAAUUGUUCAAGAGCUAUACCGCCACAAAUAUUAUCUAAGCGGUACAGGAUUGGUACCUGUAAAUUGUACAACGGGUGUUGAAAUCGGCUAUUUGGCUGCUAAAGUUCUGAAGAAAGCCAACAUCGAGAAGUCUAAUUUAGUAUCCUUGGCAGAAGAAGUUGGAAUGGAUAUAAAGGAGCCAGUCAGCCGAUGUCCUGAUUGGAGUGCUAUAGUGUUCUCAGAUGAAGUGAUCAAGUAUGCAGUAUACAAUGCCUAUACUUCCUAUGUUAUUGGGAACAAGCUCUUGGGUAUGCUCUGA